Vairimorpha ceranae is the source of this 1974-nucleotide messenger RNA. RefSeq names its product dolichyl-phosphate-mannose-protein mannosyltransferase. The coding region runs from base 1 to 1974 and encodes 657 amino acids. NCBI's taxonomy places the organism in Eukaryota, Fungi, Microsporidia, Nosematidae. The transcript has a single exon. Gene Ontology annotation, biological process: protein O-linked glycosylation via mannose. Gene Ontology annotation, molecular function: dolichyl-phosphate-mannose-protein mannosyltransferase activity. Gene Ontology annotation, cellular component: membrane. The record is from RefSeq and is a predicted model, not a curated record.
AUGAAAAUGUUAACACCUUGCUUUAUAUUUUUAAUUACUUUUAUUGUAAGGACAUAUAAAAUAGAAAAAGGUAAUUUUGUAGUGUGGGAUGAAGCGCAUUUUGGUAAAUUUGCAUCUAAAUACCUUACAAGAACGUUUUACUUUGAUGUCCACCCACCUUUAGGAAAAAUGUUAACAGCCCUUGGUGGAUAUAUUUUUAAUCAACCUACAGAUUUUUCUUUUGCCUCGGCCUCAGAAUAUCCAAAAAAUUUCGAUUUUGCAGGAAUGAGAAGAUUUCACGCAUUGAUAUCUUCACUAACACCAGUAUUUAGUUAUCUUAUUUUAAAAGAACUUAGGUACAAUUUUACACAAAGAUUUUUACUGUGUAUGAUGUUUAUAUUUGAAAAUGGAUUUACAUCAAUAGGUAGAUUAAUACUACUAGAUUCACAUCUUCUUACAGCAACAUCAGCUGUUAUUUAUUGUCUUACUCGGGUCUUUAAAAGGAAUUUCCAGAAUACAGAUUUAUUUUUUCUUGGUAUUUGUUUAGGAUUAGUAUUAAGUAUAAAAUGGAUUGGAUGUUUUACAACAGCGCUAGUAGGUAUUUUUAUAAUUUAUACUUUAUGGAGACUAAUUAACUCCAAAAUGCCAAUCAGCCACGUUUUUCUAAUAUUUGUAAAAUUUUCUUUAUUUUUAAUUAUACUUCCGAUUUCUAUAUACAUCGGAAUUUAUUAUAUACACUUUUCUAUAGUCAAUAAAACAAGUACAGAUGAAGGACAUAUGAGCUCUUUUUUUCAAGCAUCUCUAGAAGGUAAUUCUCAUAAAAAAAACAGAAAAUAUAUUGCUUACGCUACUAGAAUAACAUUAAAAAAUGCGUGUCUAAGUGGGGGAUAUUUACAUUCUCAUCCUCAUAUGUAUCCUGGCAAAUCAAUGAAUCAAGUAACAACUUAUUCACACAAAGAUAAUAAUAACAAUUGGGCCUUUCAAAAAGUAUCAGAAUCAAAUACUGAACCUUUAUUUGUCACAGAUGAAGACAAGGUAGUGAUUUACCAUUUAGAGACAGCAAGGUAUAUUAAUGUCAGUAAAACACAAUCUUAUUUAUCACAAGGACUUUUGACCGGUGCGACAACUAUUCCUUUAACGAACGAUAACGUUUUUAUAAUCGAAACUUAUAGCGACACACACGCCAAAGAAAAAAGAAUUAAAAGUCUAACUACAAAAUUUAGACUUAAGCACUUUACAACAGGAUUGUAUCUUAAAAGCACAAAUAAAAAGUAUCCUGACUGGGGAUUUUCUCAAGGGGAGGUAGUGUGUACAGAAGACAUGGAUGAAGGAACACUUUGGACUAUAGAAGAAAAUAUAUCUGAUAAGGUAACAACUGAUAUAAAUCCAUUGUAUGAAGAGAUUUACAACAAAUUAUUUUUUAAAAACUUUAUUGAACACAAUAUUUUACAAUACAACGUAAAUAAAUCAUUUGUUCAGGAUGAAAAUUUAGAGCCAGAUGCGAUUGUUUCUAAACCUUAUGAAUGGCCAAUACUUAGAAGGGGAUUAAGAAUGUGCAGUUGGGAUGAAAAAUCAAUGAAAUUUUACAUGUUUGGAAAUCCUUUACUUUGGUUUUCAUCAACCUUAAGUUUAUUCGUAGCACCUAUUAUUUUUAUAACAAAAUAUAUUAAUUUUAAAAGAGGAGCAAAAAAAUUUAGGAAUAGACACAAUGAGGCUUACGAGGUAUUUAUAUGUGUAGGUGGAUGGUUAUUACAUUAUUUGCCUUUUUUUGCAGUAGGGCGGGUUCUCUACUUUCAUCAUUAUUAUCCCGCACUUUUCUUUGCAAUAAUGUCUUUAUGUUAUGUGCUGCGCCAUUUAAGUAUUAAUUUUGUAAGGGUUUAUAUAUUUUAUAUUAUAGGAUUUUACGCUAUCUUUUCACCAUUGACCUAUGGAUUCAUAGAUUCAAGAAGUCUAAAAUUUCUCAAGUUUAUCCCCUCAUGGAAUUUUAUAGAUUAA